UCUGUUUGCUAAUACGCUCACUAGUGUAAUAAAAAAAGAAUGUCAUCUUGUGAUUACUGUCGGUGAUUUUACUUCGGCGUGAAAAAUUUGUGAUGUCUGACAGCGGUUCUUGUGUGCUGCGGGAUGUGGCUCUCUGCUCGCCAGUAGGAGAAAUCCUGCUGAGCGGCUGUGAGAAGGGAGUUCAUACCAUUAAUAUAAAACUGGGAACAGACAAAGAGGAAAGUGUACACCCUGUUGGCCAGUCAGAAAUGAGCCCUGAGUUGCAGCGCUGUGUUGACUGGCUUCAGUGCUACUUCAUGAAACCCGAGUCCAUCAGCACUCUUCCUUUGCCUGCCUUACACCAUCCGCUAAUGCAGAGUGACUCUUUUAAAGCACAUGUGCUGUGGACUCUGUUUAAGGAAGUGGGACUUGGUAAAACGGUCUCCUACAAGCAGCUUGCUGAAAUGAUCGGCAAUCCAAAAGCUGUGCGAGCAGUGGGUUCAGCCAUGAAGAAUAACCCGGUUCCCCUGAUAGUGCCGUGCCACCGGGUGCUGCGUAGUUCAGGGGACAGUGGCUUAUAUAUGGGAGGAAAGGGAGAUGAUAUUAAAGUUUGGUUGCUCACUCAUGAGAAAACAACAUUGGAGCUCAAUGCAUCAAAGAGUGAAAAAUCCAUCUGAUGGAUCCCAAAACCACUUCACGCUGCUUCUCAGUUUGUUCACAAACAUUUUGUUAAUUACGAUUUCUGAUUGAUUGGACAAAUUAUUUUCCACUUUAGCAAACAGACCCUUUGUUGUUAUCCAUAUAUCUUCUAUAGUUAAAGGAAUAUAUUGGAAUUGUGUUUUUGAUUAGUUGUUCUAGUUGUCAGUGUUACAUUGACAUUGUUAAAAUGUGAUUUGAAAAAUAAUUUUGUAUUUAUGCUGUUUAAGCCAAAGGAUUAUGGAAGAAAUUGUGAUUUUUUUUUUUUUUUAAAUAUCUUUUUUUUUUUAGCUGGCAUGCAUAAGUGAUAUUUU
This is a messenger RNA of Sinocyclocheilus grahami, 989 nucleotides long. RefSeq names its product O-6-methylguanine-DNA methyltransferase (gene mgmt). The transcript has 5 exons. Lineage: Eukaryota; Metazoa; Chordata; Actinopteri; Cypriniformes; Cyprinidae. Gene Ontology annotation, cellular component: nucleoplasm. Gene Ontology annotation, biological process: DNA repair. The record is from RefSeq and is a predicted model, not a curated record. The coding region runs from base 93 to 656 and encodes 187 amino acids. Gene Ontology annotation, molecular function: methylated-DNA-[protein]-cysteine S-methyltransferase activity.